AUGAGGGAUUCACUUGAGGUGGUGGCAACAGGACCAGCCACGGAUGGCACCCCAAGACUGCCUGUUCCUGUGGUUCCACCGACCUCUGAAACUCCCCUUACUUCUCUUCCUCCUGCUGCUGCUCCACUUGCUGCUGCUGCUGCUGCUGCUGCUUCGGCUUCGUCUGCUGUGGGACAUGCAGCAGCAUGUGACGAUGCACAUGUGCCCGAUGCAGCAGCGGCAGUGGGUGACGCAGUAGGUGACACAUCAGACACAGCAGCACUGCACACAAUGCACGCACAACCACUGCUCACAACACCACACGCAUCCCUAGAGUCAGAAGCAGCAGCAAUUUCCUCUUUAUCGCCCAUGCACACACCCACCAGUGGGCCUCUCACUCCCACACCACCUCACUCGUCCCUUCCUCAUGUCACCUUCCCAAUACCCAUCCCCUCCACCUCCCCAACGCCUGCAACUCCGCUGAUCUCCUCACCCCACCUCGCCCGCAACCCCAGCUCGUGCAGCAGCAGCAGUGGCAGCAGCGUUCUGGGGAUGGGAGUGGGGGCUGCAGAGAAAGGCGCUGGAGCAGGGGAGGUGGUGGACACAGCAGCAGCAGCAGGGGUAGUGCCUGCUUCCGUUCUGAUGGGAGGGGUGGAGACGGGGUCAGUGGGGGGGUUAGCGGGAGGGUCAGUGCGGGGGCCAGUGGAAGGGGCCAUGGGGAGGGCAGUGGAGGGGGCAGUAGGGGGAGCAGCAGCAGAAGAGGCGGAGCAGCGAGUGAGUGUGGCGCUGCUGGUGGAUGCGCGCAUCACGUCGUUCCUCAUGAUGGGGUCCUUCUCCCACGAUCUGAAGCGGCACGCAGUGAUGCUGUUUGAGGCGGGCAAGCUAGCGGAGCCGCAGGUGCUGCAGCUGUGGGAGCAGCUGCAGCUCGUGGAGCACAGCCCCGACCUCGCAGGGGACCUGCUGCGCCUGCGCACCCUCGCCUCCUGCCUCCGCUGCGCCAUCGCCACCCUGCGCUUCCUCUCCCUGCCCCCCUCCUCCUCCUCCCCCUCCGCCUCCCCUUCCGCCUCCCCUUCCGCCCCUCCCUCUGCCUCAACUUUUGUCUCCCCUUCUGCUCCUCCAUCCGCCUCCCCCUCCGCUUUCCGUGCUGCCUCUUCCUCUCCUGUGCCCUCUUCCGCUGCUUUAUCUUUGCCCGCCUCUCACGGUCAACCACUGAUGAACCACGAAGGCCCCUCACGGACUAGAGCAGGGGAUUGUGAGGAGGAGGACGACGAGAAGGAGAAGGAGAAGCGGAGCGGACUGGGGAAUGGGAUGGAGAGGGGCGAAGAGGAGGGGACAGCACAGGUAACUCAUGAGCACAUGCACGAGAGCAUGGAGGGAAGGCAAGACCCGGAGGAAACAACUGCCACGUGCUCCCUUCCUGUUGCGCCCUCUCCUCCUGAAACCACUGCUGCUGCUGCUUCUGACUCUGCCACUGCUGCCGGCCCACUCCCCCUGUCACGCGACUUGCCUGUGCCUGAAUCCGCUGAUAGCCACUUGUUGCCAGCAGCAGCAGGAGAAGCAGCAGCAGCAGCAGCAGCAGGAGCAGCAGCGGCAGGAACAGCAGGGUCGGCAACUGUUGUCCCGACAGCAACAUCAUCAUCAAGAGGAGACAUGUCGGGUACUAGAGAUGAGCCUGAAGCAGCUACCGCUCUGCACCCACCUCUAUCACAAGGAACCUCCUCCCCAUCAGCAGCUUUGGUUUCUGGUACUGCUCCUUCCUCUGUUGACAGUGACACCACUGCAACCGCCAGCACUGCCAGCAGCAGCACUAUGAGCACCACCAUUGACUGCAACACAACCUACCCCGCCCCUACCCCUACACACCGCACACCUCCUCCCACCAUCAUCACCUCUCUGCACUCUCCACACUCGUCCUCCACCACUCCGCACUCCUCUGCAUCCCCCUCCGGCCCCACAUGGUCCCACCGCCUCAAGACUGCAGCAGAGGCAGCAGGGGCGCGUCUUUCCAGCUCCGUUCCCUCCCACCCGCUCCCCUCCCUCUCCGCGCUCUCCUCCUUCUCCUCGCUCUCCUCCCUGCACCUCUACCCGGGCAGCAUCUCCCUUGUGCUGAGCGAGCUUCUCCUGUACGUGCUCUCGCGCUCGGGGCCCCCCACCAUUGUGCUCGUGCGCGGGCAGCGGCUCAGGCACCUCCCCUUGCUGCUGCGCGCGUGUGAGUGCGCGCUGGUAGGCAUGUGGGAUGGGGGGGACAUUCGCAAGGGCGGCAGGGCGGGCGGGGGAGGUGGGGAUGAGUGGUGGGGGGAUGGGGGGGAGAAUGGCGGUGGGGGAGGGGGGUGGGGUGAGGAUACAGUGGGGGGGAUGACAGUGGUGCCUAGGGGUGUGUUGCUGCAUGUGUUGAACACGCUGCUGCUGCGAUCAGCUGUGAUGGUGCAGCCUCUUAGCAGCUCGCGCUAUGCUGUAAGGCACAUACCGCUGCCACUCCUCCCCACGCACGGGCACGCUCUUGCUCCUGGGAAUGCUGCUGAAGGUGCUGCGGAUGGUGCUGCUGCAGGUGCAUGUGGUGCUGACAGUGAUGCUAUGGAAGCAUGUGACUUGCUACGUGGGAGGUCAGCGGCAGAGGAAACAGAGGCAGUCGAAACAAGGGCAGCUGAAGCAGGGGCAGCCGAAGCAGGGGCAGCCGAAGCAGGGGCAGCCAAAGCAUCGGCAGCUCACAGGGACCAAAACGGAGUGGCAUGUGGCGGCAGGUCGAGCAAGAACAGCACGGGUAACGAGGCAGAGGAGGAGCAGGCAGAUCAGGAAACGGACAAUGAGGCGGCUGCAGAGCUUGCGAGGGAGAAGGAGGGAGGUAGAGCAAGGGAGGAAGCGGAAGGAAGAGCAGAGCAGCAGGUGGAGGGGAUGAGGUGCAUCGACCGAGUGGUGCAUGUGUUGGGGCUGACAGGCAUGGGUGUGCUCACGCUCAUGCACAUACACGAAGGAGAACCCAGUAGUGCCGCCAUGCAAGAGGCCUGGGGGCAGGAUGGAACAUGCACAGCGCAGCAUGGCAAUCAGCGUGCUCUCAGUGGUGGUGCUUGUGACGAUGGUGAUCGCGCUGCUGCUGCUGCUGCUGCUGCUGCAGGAGUCACUGCUUUAGCAGGGGUUGCGUGCGGUUCUGUGGGGUGCAGCAAUGGCUGGGUGCCUCACUCGCUCAGCCUUGGCUUGCCUCUGUUUGAUGCGUCCCUCUGUGCUCAGGUGUGCAGGGCGGCCCACCAAGCAUCCCUCCUGAGGCUGGUUGUGGUGGCAACGGGUGCAGCAGAGCGAGUGGCGGUACGAGGAGCGUCCAGCGGGCAGGGCAGUGAGCCGUUGAUCUGUGUGCACCUCAUAGCAGGGCACUGCAUGCAGCCCCGAUGCACGCACACCCACGCGGUGCAGCAGCACUCUCACCCGUCGCCACACAACAACAGCGGACAGCAUGACACUCCUCGUGGCAGUGCCAGUCUGAACGAUGCUGGUGCUGGUGCCUCUGAAGCUGCUGGUUCCGCUGAUGCUGCUGGUGCCACUGAUGCUGCUAGCAGAACAGGUGGUGGCGCUGGUGGUGCGCGCUACCACGAACCAGAGGAAUUGGAAGAGGACGACGACGAUGAUGACGACGAUCUCACAUCACUCGUUCUCCCCGGCUUGAACCUCUACUUUGAUGGCACCUCCCUCUGGCCUUUUGACAUCUCCUCGUUUCGCCAGGGAAGUGUGCCGGCAAGAGCGCUGCCAUGGCAUCACAUCACCAGACAGCAAGCAGGCAGAUAG
Closterium sp. Yama58-4 is the source of this 3753-nucleotide messenger RNA. The record is from the annotation of a GenBank genome assembly. Lineage: Eukaryota; Viridiplantae; Streptophyta; Zygnematophyceae; Desmidiales; Closteriaceae.